This is a messenger RNA of Aphis gossypii (cotton aphid), 6650 nucleotides long. RefSeq names its product dual specificity calcium/calmodulin-dependent 3',5'-cyclic nucleotide phosphodiesterase 1C-like. NCBI's taxonomy places the organism in Eukaryota, Metazoa, Arthropoda, Insecta, Hemiptera, Aphididae. The record is from RefSeq and is a predicted model, not a curated record. Gene Ontology annotation, molecular function: 3',5'-cyclic-AMP phosphodiesterase activity. Gene Ontology annotation, biological process: signal transduction. The transcript has 15 exons. The coding region runs from base 289 to 3051 and encodes 920 amino acids.
CGCCUCAGGCAGUGCGCUCGCGACACUCGAUCAGCGACACACACCGUAUACCACACGCGACUCUGCCACCUGCUCGCAGCUAUUACAGACGUAGUCGUGUGUCAGAUAACCGUUAUUCGUUUAUUUUUCAAAACGAUCGAACAACAACAACAACAAUAAUAAUAUUAUAAUCUACACUUUAGAUAUCGAUGAGCGUAAAUUAACUCGCAAAGUCACGGCAGUCUAUUCGUAUAUCUGUCGUCGUAGCCCGUUUAGUAGUCUUUUUUUUUCUUUUUUUUCUUUCCCGCGAUGGACCGAACGGAAGAGAAGAAGUCUGGCGCGCGAACCGGACAGAUCGUGGACGAACAGAAGACGAGCACCGUCGGCGGCGGUCGUCGUGCGGAAGAGGAACGAGUCGCCGACGGCUACCGCAGACCGGACGUAGACGGCGGUUCUGAAGACCGCGUUCCGGAAGAAGACGGUGUUUUUGGCAACCACAAAGGUCAGAAGGGUCAAAACAGUUUUGGCGGUCUCAGUUCCGUGGACGGGCGGUCGGCCGGCGGUCGUACUCGCGACCAGAAGACGAUCGGUGUCAGUUGGUCGGGAAAAGAGCGAAUCGCCGACGAGUUUCCGACAGAGUGGAAAACCGACGUCGAACGCGAGCCAGAUUGGCAAAUCGCCGACGACCACGCCGAUGCCGCCUCGCAGAUCAACGACGAGGACAUGUUGCCGCUCUUGGUGGUCAGCAACGAACCGCGGUACAGAGAUCAGAUGGUACAGGUGCCUGUCACACGUCUCCCGAGCAACACCAAGAGAUGCGUCCUCACGAUGGACGGUUAUUCGUACGUGAUCGUUGAACUACCAUCUUAUGGAGUGGCGGGCCCUCCAGACACUGCAGAAGAACCAUUUGACGGAAAUAGAGGAGAUGAUCCAGUAUUUAUGGAUGUAAACGAAGGCGCUAGCAGUUCACAGGACUCAGAUCAAAAUCCGAGACAAGGUGCAUUGACAAUUGUCCGCCGAAGUAGCCAGAAAAAAAGCACUUAUUCGGAAGAAUAUAGUAUGGCCUUGUCCAGAGAAAAUGAAUCAAUGUUAGACGAAGUAGAUCUCAGUCUCGAAGGAAUGCCAUCAUUCGAUUCAUCAGAAGCUGUCGAUAAGGCAGCACUCAGAUUGCGUUGUCUAUUGCGCCACUUGAGAAAAGGAGAGAUAUCGGCCGAAGUGUUGCACAAAAAUUUAUUUUUCGCUGCUAAAGUAUUGGAAUCAGCAUUUAUGGACGAAGAACAAAUUAAUUGCGAUUUGAAAAAUAGUCAAGAGGAAAUGGAGGAAAUUUCAAAAUCACCAGUACCGUCAACUUCAUCGGCCGCAGCAAUUACUUCACCAGUUAUCCGACAAAAACGACUCCGUGCACCCAUAUGGGCAAGACGAUUGGCUGCCGAAGAGGACGACGAACUUUCGGAAGUGCAACCGGACGCGGUACCACAAGAAGUUAGGGAUUGGCUUGCGUCUACAUUCACUAGACAGAUGGCUUGCACAAGGCGCAAGGGUGAGGAAAAACCAAAAUUCAAAUCGGUUGCACACGCCAUUCGUGCUGGAAUAUUUGUUGACCGUAUGUAUCGCCGAGUGAUCAACGCUCCGAUGAUGACAUUCCCAUCAGACGUUGUCGAAGUACUAAAGGACUUAAAUGAUUGGUCUUUUGACGUGUAUAAACUGGACAAUUAUGGAAAUGGACAGCCAAUCAAAUACUUGGGAUAUGACUUGCUCAAUCGUUACGGAAUAUUUCAAAAGUUUAAAGUUCCAUCGGUAGUCAUGGAGAACUUUUUAUGCAGAAUCGAAGAAGGCUAUUCAAGACAUAAAAAUCCGUAUCAUAACAAUCUACAUGGUGCUGAUGUCGCACAAACUGUGCAUUAUAUGCUUUGUCAAACUGGAUUAAUGAAUUGGCUAAGUGAUUUGGAAAUAUUCGCAAUGCUAAUUGCUGCUAUUACACACGACUUCGAACACACUGGAACAACAAAUAACUUCCAUGUAAUGUCGGGCACGGAGAUUGCACUAUUGUAUAAUGAUCGCGCUGUGUUGGAAAAUUAUCAUAUCAGUUCCACGUUCAGAAUAUUAAAAGAUGACGACUGUAACAUACUACAAAAUCUUACCAAAGAAGAAUUUCGUGAGUUCCGUACUCUAGUCAUAGAUAUGGUAUUAGCAACUGAUAUGAGUUUCCAUUUUCAACAAUUGAAAACUAUGAAGACUCUUUUAGCAUCACCGGAACCUACAAUCGACAAGUCCAAAGCAAUGUCAAUGGUGUUGCAUUGCGCUGAUAUUUCACAUCCUGCCAAAGAAUGGAGUUUACACUAUAGAUGGACAUGCCAAUUGUUGGAGGAGUUCUUUUUACAGGGAGACAUGGAGAAAAAGUUGGGACUCCCGUUCAGCCCGUUAUGUGACAGAAAUAAUACACUGAUUGCUGAGUCUCAAAUCGGAUUUAUUGAGUUCAUAGUUGAACCUAGUAUGACCGUGUGUAGUGACAUGUUGGAAUUAAUUUUGGGUCCAAUUAAUUUGGUUAAUCCGCCCAGAAGCAUUUCUAAUUUUGUGGUUGACGACAAUGAUGACACAGAUGACACAUCAAACCAAUCUGACGUAGCUAUCGCAUGCACAGCAAUGAGCUGCAGUAUCGAAGAUAGAAAAGAUAUAAAAGACAACAAAGAUAUCGAAGUUAAAAAUGAUAUUAAAGAUAAGAAAGAUAUCAAAGGUACUAAGGAAACCAAAAACAUUGAAGGUACCAAAGACAAUAAUGACUCGGAUUCCAUAAGCACCGCAACAAAACUCGAAGAAACUGACAAAGAAUCAAAACAGGAAACUAACGCUGAAAAUCCCCAAACUAGCAAUAAGUUAUACAAAAUAAAAAAACCAUGGAACGAUUGUUUGGCCAUAAACAAAAUGAAGUGGAAGGUACAAGCAGCUAGAGAAGCAAAACUCAGAGAAUCAAAGACAAAGUAUACAAUGCGCGACAUCAACGUGCCGCUUGUUGGUGAAAUUAUACAAGAUGAUAACAAAUCAUCAUCAACAGAUGUGGAGAAAACAGAAUAAAUGACCAUACUGCAGUUCGAUUUUUAUCCAUAUUGACCUGUUAUUAGAUUCUAAAUUUAUAAUUUGGAAAUAUUAGCGUUAUAUUGUAAAUAUUUAUUAAAGGUACUCUUCAUAAAUUUUAAAUAGUUUAAAAUUAGUUAUUUUAAAAAAUAGGCUCACUUUUAAAUAGUUACAUCAGAAACUAAAUAAUACCUGUAUAUAUAUAUGUGUGUGCGUGUGUGUGAGUAUGUGUCUUGGGGAGGUGUUUCUGUGUAUUUAUAAAUUUAUCUAUAUGCGUAUAUAGAUAUUUUUAUACAUACAAUGUAUUAUAUUUAUACAUAUGUGUGUAUAUAUUAUACCUGAACAAUUGUUUUCACUGAAAGGACGUCUUAAACUAUACCUGCGAUAUGCAUUUUAUUGAAUUAUUACCCAAUUAAAUUGAUAAUGUUCCCACUUUUAAUUUUUCAAUCACAGAUGUCGAUUUUCUUUAAAUCUAUUUACAUCUUUAGAAAUCGUAAAAUUCUACUAAGAAAAUAACAAUUAUUUUAAUACUCAUCAAUAAAGUAUUUAUUAUCUAUUUAUCGAUGAUGAUCAAAAAUAUUUCUGACAAAGCUUAAUUUGGUAUUAAAAAUAAUUUAUAUUUUCAAUUAAUUUAUUUAACUUUUAAACUUAUAACUUGACUAGGAAUGAAAAAAUGAUAUAUUAUAUUGUACAAAAUGUGUAUCGACUAUUGAAAAAAUGUUAUUGAUAUUAGUUCAAUUUAAGUCGUUUAAAACAAUGAGCGAGCUUAAAUUUCUAUAUUUUAUUUCUUGUUGGUUUAAGUUAAUUCAUGAAUAUUACAUACUUAACAUCUAAAAUUGUACUGAUAACGAAUUCGUCAUGCGUAGCACAUUAUUGUUAAAAAUAAACUGAGAUCUAUCAAAACAUUAUUCAGUAUUCUACUGUGCUCAAUUAAAUAUUGAAACACUAUACAAAUUGUGUUUGCACAUCAAAGUAUAAAAUAAAAUCCAAGGUUAGUGUAUGCUAAUUUCAAUUAUAACGGUUAAAUUAUUAUUUAUCUCUAUCAUAAAUUCAUAACGUUUAUUGUAGACAUUUUCGUUUUUUGGGUCGUAGUCAUGCGAUUGGCACAUAUCGUUGAAUAAUAAAUUAAUUCGCCAAUAUUUUGUUUAACUACUAAUCGAAGCAUCAGCUCCGUUUCAACUAAAUUAGCUAUCAUAAACUUUUAAAUUAUAAAUUGGUAUAAACGAAAUGCAAGUUGUUUGCUACAAAAAAAAAAAAAAAAAUUAAAUCAAAAACUUAAAAAAAUGUAUCAAAUGAACAAUUAUUAUUACAAAUUUGUUUAUUCAAUGAAAACUGAUUAAUUAAGUUUAGUAGGUACUUCUAUUUUCUAUGGUACAUAUUAAAUGUUACCUACAACUUAUAAAUCAUAUUAUAUCUAAUGUAGGUAUUUGCAGAUUAUAAAAUGUGAAUAUAAUAUAAGUACUGCGGUACCAGAUAGGACUCAGUGACGAGCAAAGAGGGCAUUUUUAAUAAAAACAUCUAUAAUAAAAAUAUAUGCAGAAUUUUUCUUCCCGAAGUAGAGCCUAUAUACCUAUAGAUCUACCACUCACUUAAUUAAAAAUAUAAUUCUUAUGGUUGGAUACAUUUAAAAUAUAAAUACAUAACAUCAAGCUACGAGUUUCAUCAAACCAUUAUGACAUACGUUCUCGGAUAAAAAAAACAAUUAUAUCGUAAAACACUAAGUUGAUUUACUUGAAACAUUGUCGAUUAGUAUAUUAUUUUAUACUAUAAUAUAUUAUAACUUGAAAUAGUUUUGAUUUUCAAGUCGGGGUACUCAGCUGGGGAAGUUUUAGACGAAUAAGAUGCAAGUCAAAAGUGGUUUGUUAUCAUUUAAAUAUAUCUAAAAUUAUCACCAAAUAUAUUCAAAUAUUGGUAAACUAAUCUAAUCAUUUUUAUUGAACAUGUUUAUUUGAGUUGCCUAUAAUAAAAAUGUAUUUUCUUUUUUUUUUUUUGAGUAUGGGGGGUUUUAACUGAUUGUGCCAGAUUUAAAUAAUUGAGUUUUGUGGUAUUAUUUUUUUUUUUUUAAUAAUCCAAAUAAGAAAACAUAAUAUAAUACAAUGAAAAAAAAAAUAUUAAUAGUUGUUUUAUUUAGUAGGUAUAGUAUGAGAAUUAUAUAUAAACUUUAAGUGUUUAUUUUACUAUUUAUUAUUAUAUUAGACCCUAAUGAUGAUCCAUUUGUUCCUUUGCUUGUGAUACACCAGAAAACACUUCAUGUUUUUGUUGGUGUCUUUUAAAAUAACGCCAGUUAAAAAAAAAAAUAAAUAAAAAUAAUUCACUAAUUUUAUUUGAUUUGAUUAUCUAAUACAUAAGUUUAAAUUAUGUGUUUUUUCAAUUUUAAAAUAUCAAAACUGAUUGGAUUAAUAAUACGCUUAUUAAUCAUGGGUGUAAGCACCUUUCAUUGUUUAUAGUGAUACAGUGGCGCACAAAUUAUAUUUUUAGGUGUCUAAUAUUCUGACAUAUAUUUAAAAAAUGGGUAGCUGGUUGAUAUUUAUUUUAAUGAACAGUGUGGGAUAUAAAGAGAUAAAGAGUAAAAGAUAAUAACAUGAAGAUGUAAAUAAUUAAUAAAUUAAUUGGAUUAAAUAUGUUCGGUAUACUAGUUGCGCUUUAAUUUGAGGCAAGUUUCGGAAGGAUGUGUGCGUUACAAAUGUUGAAUAAAGAUUUAAUCGAAUAAGAACAAUAUUAACUUUAUAUUGAUGUUUUUUUCCAAUUAUCUUGAUGUUCUCAAAUAUAAUAAGUAUAGGACCUUUUUGUUUAAUAUAAUAUUAAUUGUUUAAUGUAUUAUGUUAAAAAUAUUAAAAUAAAUAUUUUAAGUACAUAAGACGGGAAAUACUGAGUAGUAACACAUAAAACAUACAUUUCUUUUUAUACUAUAAUAAUAUAUGUAACGCGCGUUUAAAACAAUGAUCUUAGAUCCGACCAAAAAUAACUAUUCACCCGUCCAUUAAUAUUGAUUAUUGUACAAGCAAACACCAUUUAUAUUGUAAUUAAUUAUUAAUGAUCAAAAUAUUUAAUAUCUAUAUUAUGAAUUUCAAUAUAAUAAAAAAAAACUGUGCCAAAUUUGAAUAACAUUCGGUUUUACACAUUAAUAUCUAAUACAUAAUAAAUUAGAAAAAAAGUGGUUCAGAAAUUAGAUACCGUUGUAAAACUCUUGUACCAUACGCAUAUUAUGGUGUUUGAAUAAUAAUAUAGUUAUUGCUAAUAAUUACAAUAAAAGAAUAUUACUGAUUAUUUUUCUCGAUUAGUUAAAUAUUCCCGUUAACCUCCUACUUAACUACAGUCUAAUGGUAUGUAAUACAGAAAUACUGUUUAUUUAAAUAAUAUUACCUACUGUCUUUUGAAUUAAAAAAAAAUACAAUAUCUAUUGAAAAGAAAAUUAAUGCCACAACUUAUUACAAUUAGGUAUCUACCUACCUACUAUUAUAUUUUUAUUAAAUCCGAUUAACAGAAGUUUAAAAUAUAUAUUUUUUUCCUAUACAAUUUUUCUUAUUGAUCACAUCCAAAUAUUCUGUUGACAUAGUUCUGGACCAUUCUGUACCUAUAGGUACAUACAAAUAAAACAA